Halichondria panicea is the source of this 1872-nucleotide messenger RNA. RefSeq lists its product as uncharacterized. Gene Ontology annotation, molecular function: cysteine-type peptidase activity. Bases 390 to 1799 code for a protein of 469 amino acids. The record is from RefSeq and is a predicted model, not a curated record. The transcript is spliced from 4 exons. NCBI's taxonomy places the organism in Eukaryota, Metazoa, Porifera, Demospongiae, Suberitida, Halichondriidae. Gene Ontology annotation, biological process: proteolysis.
AUGGGCUGUGCAGAAGUCAUUGUCACUGACCAGGGUCGGGAAUUCGUCAACUCACUCUCAGCCCAGUUGUACCAGAAAACCAACACCCAGCAUAGAAUCACUAGCGCUUACCACCCUCAGACAAAUGGAUUAACUGAGCGGUUUAACCAGACUCUUUCUAGGUGUUUGGCUAAGACUGUGAAUGACAACCAAGAUAACUGGGACGAGAAGAUCAACACGAUUCUCAUGGGGUAUAGGGCAUCACGUCAGGCAUCGAUUAAGCAUUCUCCUUACUUCAUGCUCUUCCAAGCUGAGAUGCGUUUGCCGAUUGAUAGUGAGCUACUGCCCGGUCAGCCUGAAGAAAGAACCCCAGAAGAAGUUAUUGAGCAUCUUUUGAAGAGCCGUGAAGAAUGUUCACAACAGCUGAAGCCAACAUCAAGUCAGCACAAGGCAAACAAAAAGAAACGUAUGACAGAAAACACCAGCAAGUCAGCACACUUAGCGUGGGUAUGAAGGUUUUGCUGGAGAAUACUGCUCAAAAGCAGAGGAAGGGAGGAAAACUGGACUCAAGAUGGCUAGGGCCAUAUUUCAUCAACCGAGAUUUAGGUAAGGGCUUAUAUGAGCUAAAAAACCUUUCUGGUCAAAUACUCAAGAAGAAGGCAAAUGUCUGUCGGCUGAAGUUGUUUAAUGAAAGGAGCUUGUCUAGAGACAAUAAACAGCCACCAGAAGGCGAUCGGCCACCAGAGAGAGACGACCAACAGCCACCAGAGAGAGACGACCAACAGCCACCAGAGAGAGACGACCAACAGCCACCAGAGAGAGACGACCAACAGCCACCAGAGAGAGACGACCAACAGCCACCAGAGAGAGACGACCCACAGCCACCAAAGGGAGACGACCCACAGCCACCAAAGGGAGACGACCCACAGCCACCAGAGAGAGACGACCAACAGCCACCAAAGAAAGACGACCCAAAGAAAGAGGACCCACAGCCACCAAAGAGAGACCCUAAGUCAAACAAAUGUAAGACUAAGGAUGUUUUCAAGAAAAUCGAAGUACAGUGGGUCAAUGAGCUCUCUCUCACGGCACAUGACAGAGAGAUACUACUCGCCCCAACAGGCAUGCUGUCUGACAAGCAUGUGGAUGCUGCAAUGAUGCUUUUAAGUGGCCAAUUCUCCAAAACAUCUGGGUUGCAAUCGUCACUUAAAGUGCAGUUUCGUCUUGGUUUUCGCCCAAUUGAUUUGGACAAGCGCACGAGGGUUCAAGGAGUGCAGAUACUGUUUGUGCCAGAACGUCAUCACUGGAUCCUGACAAGUUGUAUUGAAGGCAGUGUCUAUGUGUAUGACAGCCUGCAGACAGGCACUAAGGAAUUUCCUAGAUCUGUAGAAAAUCAACUACUCCAGCUCUACCAUCCAACACUUAGUCCACCACAACGUCAAGAAAUUGGUUUACUGGCAGAGUGUCCGCCUGUCCAACAACAACAAGAGUCAUAUGACUGUGGCUUAUUUGCUAUUGCAUGGGCGUACCACCUCUUAGUUGGAGACUCUUUAAACACGCUGACACUGGACCAGCAAAAACUCAGACGGCAUUUGGUAAGGUGCUUUGAAAAGAAGAAACUAUCAAGGUUCCCAAAAUCAAGGCAGGAGACCCCUCGAAGUGAGAUAGUGUGGGUAUCUGUAGUAGCUUCGUGCUACCAGUGCAUAAGGCCUGACUCGUGGAACGACAUGGUGCAGUGUGAUGGCUGCGACAGGUACCACAUGAAGUGUGCACGUAUAAAGAAAGCUCCAUUCAGUGACUGGCACUGUAAAGACUGCAAAUAGACUGCAAAUAGAUAGCUAGUUUUUCUGUUGUUGUACUUGUUCAAGUUUUGAGAUGUAUCAUAAUAACCGCUGA